Molecule: messenger RNA, 2558 nt
Organism: Ictalurus punctatus (channel catfish)
Lineage: Eukaryota; Metazoa; Chordata; Actinopteri; Siluriformes; Ictaluridae
Exons: 7
Coding region: 316-1182 (288 amino acids)
Source: RefSeq, a predicted model, not a curated record
CUGACUCCGACUGUAUCGGGAAAUCACGGAAGCAAAAUAAAGCCAGUUCGACCGGAGAGGGGAAUAAGUUUGUGAGAAGUGGGCGAUUGUGUGAGUGCCUUCUGUGGAUACAGAACAAACGGCAUACUGUACUAAACCACACGUCAACACCAUCAAUGGUGACGAAAGAAGUCAUCUUUGGUCGUGGCACCACAAAUGCAUUUCUUCAUGCAUUUGCACAAUGCUAUACAUUCUGUCAAGAAUGCAGACAAAAUGAUGCAGUGAUAAUGAUAAUGAACGUGUCCAAAGUCUUGUAAUUAACAUCCAGGCAUUAAGAUGGAGGAAGUUUCAUUCAGUACAGCAAGCAGUGUUACAGAUACUGAGAAGGAAGGGAAUGGAGAGCAGCACAAAGCCUUGCUGUGGUCAAUCCAAGAAGCUGCGGAGAGGCAUACAGUCCAGAUUGGGGUUUCAGCUUGUGGUGCUACAGCAGUGGUGGAUGUGCUGCAGGCUCUGGGGAUUGUGGUGGCACCAGAAACAGCUGAUCACUGUGUACGGACUAAGUUGAGGAGGAAUAAUUCCCCAUUGCCUGAUUACCUUCACUCUCGCAGCGAAGCUGGUGCCACACAUAAGCAGUUGAUAGAUGGUGCAAAGGAAGCUAGUGGUGGACGAGUGCUGGGCAGAUUCUUUGGUUUCUACCCACCGAGGCAGGUAAAUUUAGUGCCUUGGCUGGCACACUGGAUUCGGAAUAGAGCUGUACCUGUCGCCACCAUGAACAUGCAGCGUGGAGUGCCAGAAGGAGAAGAGAUCCCUGAUGCCUGGCAUCACCAACUGAUAUUUGGGGUGGCAGCCAAUGCUGUUUUCAUGACUAAUCCACUGGACUUGGUUAGCGAAGAGGAGUUACUUGUGCGUCUGUGCAGUGAUUCUGUGCUGCUGGUACGUCGUGAAGAUGUCUUAAAAAGAUUAACGGCAGACUCUCCUCUUCGACUGAUCUCAGACCAUCAGAACGAUCCCCGCUGGAAAACUUUUAAUGUGGAAGGUCAAGUUCAAAAAUUGAUUGAAGAAGAAAACUGUGAGGAAGACCACCAAAAAAUGACACACAUAACAAUCCCAGCAGCAUACAGCUCAGGGAUUACACUUUUUGCCCUCAGGGAUUCAUCUAUUGGUCAAGAGCUCCUCUGUGCCCCAGAACUGCCUUUGCUGUGAUUUAACAAUCUCUGGACCUCUUAUGCUGUGUUUGGUCUAAUUUUCAGUACUGUAACUGUAAUUGAUUAUAUGGUGUUAGAAACUGUUAAUAAUUCACUAUACUUUAUUACUAACAAUAAUGACAAGGUCUGCCAGCAUUUCAGACUUUCGCUGAUAUCUUGAAACAGAAGGUUACGUAUGUAACCGCAAUUCUAUGUCUGAGUGGAGAACCACCAAGACAAGUUUCCUUUGGUGCAGAAAACAUCCUGUUGUCUAAUUGGAAAACAAAGAAUAAGUCCUGCAAAUAAUUGGAAUUUGCUAGCUUCGUUGUUGUGCAUGUUCAUCUUACAUGUGGGCUUGUCCUGUAACAUGAAGUUAUCAGCAAUAUAUCAUGUCUGUCUGUUACGACCCUUUAUUUUUGUCUUGGUUUUUUUCUCUCUCUGUUUCUGAAGUGUUUGUGUCCAGGUACAGUGCUGAUUGGCUCCUACAUUCUAAUGAGUGGUCCAUCCUGGUUGGUGCAGUCGAUUCCAGGCACGCCUCCUAAGCCCUGUUGUCACUUCCUUUGGGAGGGCAUUGUGUUCUGUGGGGGAGUGUCAUUGGUUUGAAUGUUUAAAGCUCUGAUUGCGAGUUAUAAUUUCAUGUAAUGUCCCGUCUAGGGGAAAAGGGUGCAACAUGAAAGGAGAGAGCGGAAGCAGGUAGAUCUUUUGUGUUUUUUUAAUGAUAUAAACAAGAUUCCAACAAUCAAACAUGAAUAGGGAGAUUGCUUCGGGAGUUGACCAAGCCAAAAAUAACAAACAAAAACUCACUACCGAUUUCAACCCUUAUUUACCUAAAACAAAAGAAAAGAAAAAUACAAUCACCUUCUCUGAUUACCUAUACCACAACAAAGACCAGAAGUGGGUAAACAAAAUGGCGUCAAGCAAACUAGUUAAGAGGGCAAACCACACGUAACGUCGUUAAUCAGGCAAUGAGGUCGAAAUACCAAACAUUUUUUUUCUUACAAUUUCUAACACACAAUCAGAGCUUUAAACAUUCAAACUUUGUCUAAACAAACAGUCAAAUCAACAACCCUCCCCCACACUACACAAUGUCAAUUCCUGAAGGAAGUGACAGCAGGGCUUAUGAGGCGUUCCUGGAAUCGACUGCACCAAUCAGGAUGGAUCACUCGUUAGAAUGCAGGAGCCAAUCAGCAACGUACUUGGACACAAACACUUCCGAAACAGAGAGAGAAAGAAAAAAAACGAAGACAAAAAUAAAGGGUCAUAACACUGUUAAAGCUGUUUAUUUAUGUCAUUAAAAAGGAAGAGUGGAAAUGUGGUUGAUUGCAAUGUGCUGAUUUUAAUUUGUUUACAAUUUGAUCAGUUGUUUCAGUUAAAAAAUGAAAGUAUGGCAAACUA